AGCGGGGCCGGAGCGGGCACCCCGGGAGCGGGGCCGGGGCCGGAGCGGGGCCGGGGCCGCUGCCCCCGCCAUGUCCAAGCUGCUGCCGGCGCAGGAGGCGGCCCGGAUCUACCACACCAACUACGUGCGGAAUGCGCGGGCCAUGGGGGUGCUCUGGGCCCUCUUCACGCUCUGCUUCUCCAUCCUGAUGGUGGUGACCUUCAUCCAGCCCUACUGGAUCGGCGACAGCAUCGACACGCCGCAGGCCGGCUACUUCGGCCUCUUCUCCUACUGCAUCGGCAACGCGCUCACCGGUGAGCUCAUCUGCAAGGGCAGCCCCCUGGACUUCGGCACCAUCCCCUCCAGUGCCUUCAAAACUGCCAUGUUCUUCGUAGGCAUCUCAACCUUCCUCAUCAUCGGCACCAUCCUCUGCUUCAGCCUCUUCUUCUUCUGCAACGCAGCCACCGUCUACAAAGUCUGUGCCUGGAUGCAGCUGGCAGCGGCUACCGGGCUGAUGAUCGGCUGCCUGAUCUACCCCGACGGCUGGGACUCGAGCGAGGUGAGGCGAAUGUGUGGGGACAAAACAGACAAAUACACGCUGGGCGCCUGCACCGUGCGCUGGGCCUACAUCCUGUGCAUCAUCGGCAUCCUCGACGCCCUCAUCCUCUCCUUCCUGGCCUUUGUGCUGGGCAACCGGCAGGACAACCUCCUCCCCUCGGAUUUCAAGGUGGAGGAGAAAGAAGAGGGAAACGACUGACAGAGCUGAUCACCACGGACAUCCAGAGCUCUUCUUCCAUCAGCCCUUUUCUUUGAAGUGACUCUUCUAGGAAGCCUAAACUUACCAAAUUCUGUGGAUUUUCUGCAGCUGUUUUCCUCACCCAUGGGGCUGCUCUUGGCUCACAGCUCUUGUGGAGCUUAUUUGGUUGGAAGAGCCCAAAAUGGACAUAAGAGUUUUUCUGAGUCCAUCCGCAAGAGGGACAAGAGGGGAAGGAUGGCAAUUUUCUGCUUUUGGAGGGUUUGUACACCUUCUUUCGAGGAAAUUACUUAUGAAUUAAAAAAACCACCACCAAAACAUCAGUGUUUUGGAUUUUGUACUCGUCUCCUGAGGGCAGAGGAAAACAUCUGCCAUGUCCCAGGCUGCCCUUUUACUGGAAAAAUACCAUGACAGGCCAAUUCCCAGCUCAGCCAUGAAUCACUUUCCUGCUCUGGGCAACAAUAACCAAACACAACCUCUGGAAAAGGGCACUUUUCUGGGAAAAAAAGAAAACCAAACAACAAAACCAGAAACCAGCAUGCUGGGCUGCAGCAGGCCUGGAACAGCACCCGCAAAGCACAGCAGCAGGUUCCAGUCAGCAUCAACUCCCUGCAUCACCCAGUUCAUCUGAUUUACCCAUCAUCUCUCCCAUCCAACACCCAUCCAUGGCAGCCCUUGGCACAGCCCAUUUCUGCAGAGGACAAAGCAGCUCUUACCUGGUCAGGACCCAAAAUCAGCCUCCAUUAUAAUUUUCAUUUUUACUUGCUGUAAAUUACUGGUUCCUGCAGCAGUCAAUUCAGUUCAGUUCUAACAAAUACCUUCCAGUUUUAGGCUUUCCUCUAAAAAAAGUGUUUGGGAAGGUUUUAUUGAGACUUUUGGCUAGAUAAGGCAGCAGAGGUAUGACAGAUUUGAAGAAAAACAUAUUUUAGAAUGGAAAAAUUCCAGCAGAGUUGUCCUAUUUUUUGCUCUUCUCCCCUUUUUAAAAUGGAUCACAAUACCAGCAACAAAAUCUUUACCUACCUCAUUCUGGAAACGAAAACUGUGUGCUCACUAGUGGAACAAAUUCCAUCCCUGAGCCCCUGACUCAGAAUUAUAAGGGGAACGUAUGAAGACUAGGGCUCAGUUAUUAAAUAAUCUGUUUAUUGUAGGGCUUUCACAGAGGGAAAAAAAAAAAAAAAAAAGACAAAGCACCCAAGUAGAAAGAAUAAAAAUGUAUUUUCCUUCAGGUUUUAGACUGACACAGCAAGUACAAAUCCUUUAGUGUGAGCACUUCGUGGCAAUUUGGAAAUGGAACAAAGCCCUAGUGAACGAGCGGACGGUACAAGACUGAAUCAUGACAGCUGCUUCUGCAGGUCUUCAACUCACAAGCUGGCUCUAGCCUUGGCUAUCAUGGUAAAAAAACCCCUCCUCCAGUCAGGGCUAGCAGAGGGAAGGGAAGGAAGGAUGGGCAGGAGCUCUCAAGAGUCAAAGAGUGCAGGCCCCUUCUGGGAAAUGUUCCUUCAUCAGCCAGUCUCAAGUAGGCAGGACCGGGUGAGCUUUCAAGACUGCAGGAAUUGUUUGCCCUGCCAAUGUAUCUUCACAGAAAGUUGGAACCCAGUACUGUCUGCAGUCCUCCUGUAACAGAUACAGAAGUGACCCACAACUGGAAAAUGCCGGAUGAAAGGAAAAAACCAAAAGAAAAGGUCAAUUCAGCAGUUAAAAACAUUUUUUGGUAUGGUACCUGCCUUUCUUUUUUUUAUGAUAUGCAUAGAGAACCUGAUCUACCACUAAAGGAACAUGCAGCAUGAUUUGCAUAAAUAAGCCAAAUUGGGCUCUGAAGUGGAGAAACUCUGUUCAAGUGGAUUAAAUGGCCCCGUUUGUGAGUGAAUGAUCCUUACAAACCACAGUUCCCAAACACAGACACAGAAGGGACACAUAACAGUGGUCUUGGCAGCUUUGGCAAUGGAAAUUGUCUUGGAUAGCAUCUGCACGGUCUCCAGCAACUUCUAUCCUCUGCAAACCACCACAAAUCCAAAGGCCUGUUUGGUCCAGAGUAAGGAAGUGUCUCUGAAGUCUCAACGUUGCCAAAUCUUGCUUAGAGAAGAGUGGGAUGCACUGAAUCUGUAACAGGAUGGGUAAGUCUAGAAGAAGCCAUCAUAGAACUAUCAAAUGCCACAGUGAUUUAACUUUUAAUUAAAAUUAACCCAUUAUGUCCAAACCCCCUCUGAGAAGCUUACAUAGAAAUCCCAUAGAACAUUUUUUUAUUUGGGGUAACUCUAGAAACAGCUUCUAAUCCAGUAUCUACGUGGAAAAGUCAGUUCUCUUCCACUUCUGCUAGCUCUCUUCUUGUGCUAAUGGCCCAGAAAAUAAAAGGCAGUCCCAUCCUGGGAAGUUAUUUCUGAAGGCCUGCACCUGAAGCAAAUUAAAAGAAAUCUUUACACUGGAACUUCAAGUGUUGAUUUUCAAAGUCCACAGCUGCAGCUUGGCUGUGAUACAGGCGCUGCAACCCUUUCCUUGGAAAAAAAGUGAAUGGUCAAAAAAUGAAAAGUCGCAGCAGACUGCAUCAGUGAAAGCCAAUCUCUCAUGAAUACCACCUCAAGCAAGGCAAAAAAGUGCCAGUAAGGGAUAAAAAACCCCAAAAACUUAUGGCUCGCUAUCAUGUUAAGAGUUGCCUGCAACAAGGCUCUCUCUGCAGGCUGAGGGUGCACCCAUCUGUUGGCUGAGGGUUGUGCGUUUAGUCAGUUCUAGCUUUUGCUUAUUUUGCUUGUCACCUUUAAGUCACAGGCAUUGAAGUAGAAAACAUCACCAAGUCCAGAAACUAUUCUGACUAUCAAGGGCACAGGGAAGGAGAAAAAGUAAAUGGACAGGGCACUUUGGAGGAAGAAAUAAAGGAUACUAAAACCUAGGUUUAAAAAGCUCUUUCAAAAGCAGUACUAAAUAAAAGCUGUGACUGGAAAGCAAAGAAAACAGUAGACACUUAGAGAGUGAUGGCAGAUUUCAAGGUCUUUGCUCUAACAAGGAUCUGGCACCACCUUGAUGCCAACUGUUACAUCUCACCCCAUCAGUAGCUACUGGAUCAACAGUGGGAAAAUUGACUCCUGAGUCAGUGAGAUCUUCACAGGAAGACAGGAGGGUUGGAAUUUAGCUAAGGGAGAUAUCUGAGCACGGGUGAGCUCACAUCUGUCACACACAGUGCCUAACAGUGAGGAGACUGAGGAAAAAUCUCUGAUUCUAGUUAAUUAGUCUUUGGUGAAGCCCAAUCAAGGCAAAAACAUGGAUGAUGCCCACUGGCUGAGGAGAGUCCCCAUUAAGUCACACAAACAAAUUCAGCAGAACGGGUUAGAUUUAUCUAAAAUCUUGGAAGCCUUGAAGGAAGAACUCCACACUGAAACUGAACAAGGAGAAAUAUGGGUCUGGGAAAGGGCAGCUGGGUGUGUAGGCUAUGCUGUAAACCAGAGUAUAACGUUGUGGCAUUGCUUGGAAGCUUCUAGGAGUUAAGCCAGGGGUGCCUGAGACACUCUGCUGCUGUAGCUCGUUUCUCUGGGAUCAGCUCCAGCAUAGGGAGUAAGAAGUCUGUGAAUGCAGCUGCCUCAUCUUGGGACCACUCGUAUUUUUCCACCAACACUUCAAAAAGGCCCCAGGGCUUCAGUUUGGUGAUGUGCUUCAGAUCACCUGAAACCCCAAGACAAACGGGUUAAGUGCAAGACAGGGGAACAGAGCAGCUCAAUAAAAUUGGCUGAACAUGACCGAGUGAGCUCAAGAGACUGUUCAAAGGAAAUAAAAGGUGCUAGGGCACACUGAAGGGACAAGUCAAUUAUAUUAAACCCCCUUUUCUAUCUGCUUCAGAAGCCUGUUACAGAAAUGUACUUCCUCAAAGGGUUCUUUUUUCACCCCCUGCUAUUUCAGCUCUCCUAUCAGCAAAUAUUAACUUCAUUAAAUUACCAAUUAUGCUGCUUGACAUGACAGAUAAACUGUGCCACUGAGUCUGGAAUACAUGCAAUGCAUGGAGCACUGUUUGAGAAAUCAAUAAACUACUAAUAAAGAAGGGGUUGUUUUUAUAAAAAGAAUUAAUAAACUAGAUCAAAACCUAA
This is a messenger RNA of Corvus hawaiiensis (hawaiian crow), 4803 nucleotides long. RefSeq names its product LHFPL tetraspan subfamily member 5 (gene LHFPL5). Gene Ontology annotation, biological process: detection of mechanical stimulus involved in sensory perception; sensory perception of sound. The record is from RefSeq and is a predicted model, not a curated record. The transcript has 4 exons. The coding region runs from base 71 to 736 and encodes 221 amino acids. Gene Ontology annotation, cellular component: plasma membrane. Lineage: Eukaryota; Metazoa; Chordata; Aves; Passeriformes; Corvidae.